GGAAGCUGGUGGGCAGAUACUAUGAUGAAGAGGGGGCACCGACAGAAGCCUUGAGGCAGGCUGAGGCUGCCAUUGAGGAGGCUCUGAAGCUCCAAGCAGAAAGCGAGGAGGAGAAGCAGCAGUUCCCAGCCUGCAACUCUGAAUGGAGCUCUGCCAAGGGCAGCAGGUUCUGGUGCUCCACACAGAGGAGCUCGGGCCCCCCUGGGGGGCAGCCAGCCCCCCAGCAUGGCCAGGGGGGCCACCUGGCCCACCCCCAGCUGCAGGAGUACGAGGGCUGCCACCCCCUGGCCCAGCAGUGCUUCCUGCCCCCCUGA
Molecule: messenger RNA, 314 nt
Organism: Merops nubicus (carmine bee-eater)
Lineage: Eukaryota; Metazoa; Chordata; Aves; Coraciiformes; Meropidae
Product: neuferricin
Exons: 2
Source: RefSeq, a predicted model, not a curated record